AUGGGGGCACCUUUGCUAUCCCCGAGUAGCUCGCUUCUCUCGAAGCGUCAGCGGGAGGCGGUGGCCGAGAGUUCCAGAGCGGAGGCGGCCAAGAAGGCUCGCUGUGAUGGGACAGUCGGGACCAUCCAAGUGGCAGGGGGUCGGGAUGACGUUUCUCCGAUAAGGAUUCCUGGAGUGGCUCUGUCCGGGUCUGGAGUGGCUCCGUCUGGGUCUGGAGCCGUGUCGCCUGCCUCACCUGCCGCAUCGGGGGCAGUUCAGGAGACUCCGAAGGACGUUCCUCUGCCGUCCGACGUGGGGUCACCGUCGGGAGUUCCAACGGCUUCUUUGCCCGCAUCACGAGGUGCGGUUGAGAAAGUGAUCUCCAUUCCUUCCGACGAAGAGGAAGAAGCUGGAGAUGAUGAGGGGCUUACGGGCUUAGCCGAUCCUGCCCGCGAAAUCGCCGGCAAAGAGGGUCCUUCCUCUUGGGCGAAUCGCUCGUCUAGGGAGACGGGCGAAUCUGAGGAGGAUGACGACGACGCCUCAAUACACGAGGCCCUGUCGAGUGAGGAAGAGGAUUUGACUCAUGAAGAUGCGACUGGUCAAAUAGGGGGAUCCCCUGCUCCUGCGGCGGUGUCUGCUGAGGAUCGUUCCUCAGUGCGAGAGUCACCGCUUCAAAGAGAGGUUUCUGCUCAGCAAGUGAUCACCUCCCUGUCGGGGGUCGCCGUUGAUGCCGUGAUUGCUGUUCCGAGGUCAUCAUUGGUCACACCGGCCCUGGCGACGCCAAUUACUACUUCCACAGUUACGGCCACCAGUGCUUCAACCGCGGUUCCAUCUAUGAUGGAAGAGGCUGCCCUCUCUCCCUUGGAGCGUGAGCGAAGAAAGAGUGCGGCACGAUCCGUGGCUGAAUUCCAUGACACUAUGGCUGCCUGCAUCAGGCUCGCGCUGGAAGAGAGUUGUCCUUUCGAGAGCUUCGAAGAGGAUAUCGACUACAUCAUAGGCUUCUUAAUCAAGAGGCUAAAGCAUUCUGGGGCGCAGCCUUAUUUCCAGCGUAAGGAGGCGGUGAAAGAAGCCAUCCAGCAGUUGCUUGCUCUUCGCGCGAAGAGUUCCACUCUUGUGGAUCUUGCAUCCGGCGAAGUCCGAGCGGUGGUGCAAGAGCGGGAUCGCCGUCUGAAUGAAACUAUGUCACUAGAGGCGAGAUUGUCGGAGGAGCUGGAGCAGGCCAGAGCUGAGAAUGAACGUCGAGAGGAGGUGCCGGCUGCCGAGGAGCAUGCGGCCGAUCCCAUUCUGAUUUCAGACGACGAAUCUGAAGGCCGUGCGAACUCCGCUGCUCCGGAUCCCGCUCCCCAGCCGGGAGCCGAACCUUGCCUCGAAAUUCCUCCCAUCACGGCGCUCGCUCCAGGCCAGAGCUUUGUUCCCUCCGAGUCUCAACCAUGGCAGGCCCGUAUUGAAGAGUUCGAAGGUGCUGUAAGGCAGGCAAUUUCCCUCGUCGAACUCGGUGCGGUUGAGAAAGUGAUCUCCAUUCCUUCCGACGAAGAGGAAGAAGCUGGAGAUGAUGAGGGGCUUACGGGCUUAGCCGAUCCUGCCCGCGAAAUCGCCGGCAAAGAGGGUCCUUCCUCUUGGGCGAAUCGCUCGUCUAGGGAGACGGGCGAAUCUGAGGAGGAUGACGACGACGCCUCAAUACACGAGGCCCUGUCGAGUGAGGAAGAGGACUUGGCUCAUGAAGAUGCGACUGGUCAAAUAGGGGGAUCCCCUGCUCCUGCGGCGGUGUCUGCUGAGGAUCGUUCCUCAGUGCGAGAGUCACCGCUUCAAAGAGAGGUUUCUGCUCAGCAAGUGAUCACCUCCCUGUCGGGGGUCGCCGUUGAUGCCGUGAUUGCUGUUCCGAGGUCAUCAUUGGUCACACCGGCCCUGGCGACGCCAAUUACUACUUCCACAGUUACGGCCACCAGUGCUUCAACCGCGGUUCCAUCUAUGAUGGAAGAGGCUGCCCUCUCUCCCUUGGAGCGUGAGCGAAGAAAGAGUGCGGCACGAUCCGUGGCUGAAUUCCAUGACACUAUGGCUGCCUGCAUCAGGCUCGCGCUGGAAGAGAGUUGUCCUUUCGAGAGCUUCGAAGAGGAUAUCGACUACAUCAUAGGCUUCUUAAUCAAGAGGCUAAAGCAUUCUGGGGCGCAGCCUUAUUUCCAGCGUAAGGAGGCGGUGAAAGAAGCCAUCCAGCAGUUGCUUGCUCUUCGCGCGAAGAGUUCCACUCUUGUGGAUCUUGCAUCCGGCGAAGUCCGAGCGGUGGUGCAAGAGCGGGAUCGCCGUCUGAAUGAAACUAUGUCACUAGAGGCGAGAUUGUCGGAGGAGCUGGAGCAGGCCAGAGCUGAGAAUGAACGGAUGGUCUUCGAGCGACAGAAGGCUGACAACCGCGUUUCUCGCCUGUCUUCGGAGGUAGAGACUCUGAAGCAGGUCAUAGCCAAGGCGCGGGCCUCAUUGGCUAUUCAAGAGAAGGCUCGUGAGCAGGCGGUCAAAGAGUUGGAGAACAUUGAAUCUCGCCAGCAGCUGACUGCCAAUUCAGUGGAGGAAAAGGAGCGAGCCCAUAAGGAAGCCAAAGAGACCGUUCAAGACUUGGCCUCGCGUACGGAUGAAGAUCUUCGCCGAGAGAUUCUAAGGAGGCUUGAACUUCGCCAUGCCGAAGAACUUCGUGAGGCGGAGCUGCGGUUAAAAUCUCUGUAA
This is a messenger RNA of Asparagus officinalis (garden asparagus), 2691 nucleotides long. RefSeq names its product flagellar attachment zone protein 1-like. NCBI's taxonomy places the organism in Eukaryota, Viridiplantae, Streptophyta, Magnoliopsida, Asparagales, Asparagaceae. The transcript is spliced from 6 exons. Bases 1 to 2691 code for a protein of 896 amino acids. The record is from RefSeq and is a predicted model, not a curated record.